Molecule: messenger RNA, 2095 nt
Organism: Bombina bombina (fire-bellied toad)
Lineage: Eukaryota; Metazoa; Chordata; Amphibia; Anura; Bombinatoridae
Product: glucagon receptor-like
Exons: 15
Coding region: 1-2028 (675 amino acids)
Biological process (GO): adenylate cyclase-modulating G protein-coupled receptor signaling pathway; cell surface receptor signaling pathway
Cellular component (GO): plasma membrane
Molecular function (GO): glucagon receptor activity; peptide hormone binding
Source: RefSeq, a predicted model, not a curated record
AUGGAUGGGAUAGAGGAUCAUAUUUGUCACGGGGCAGGGAAUGAAGGAGCUACAGAGUCAGAUCAUGCCAGGGAACAUACGGCCACAGAGUCAGAUCAUGUCAGGGAACAUACGGCUACAGAGUCAGAUCAUGUCAGGGAACAUACGGCUACAGAGUCAGAUCAUGUCAGGGAACAUACGGCCACAGAGUCAGAUCAUGUCAGGGAACAUACGGCCACAGAGUCAGAUCAUGUCAGGGAACAUACGGCCACAGAGUCAAAUCAUGUCAGGGAACAUACGGCCACAGAGUCAGAUCAUGUCAGGGAACAUACGGCUACAGAGUCAGAUCAUGUCAGGGAACAUAUGGCCACAGAGUCAGAUCAUGUCAGGGAACAUACGGCCACAGAGUCAGAUCAUGUCAGGGAACAUAUGGCCACAGAGUCAGAUCAUGUCAGGGAACAUACGUCUAGGGAAGGGCAUAUGCUAAGCUACAGGGGGUACCAACUAGUCACAGCUGAUGUCCCCAGGCAUGGGGUGGCCCGUUCAGCUCUCCGGGGAGCGUCUGGUCCUGAGGCUCCGGCAGAGGUGUGCUGGGCUUUUCGAUAUAGACUGGCGCGCCUUCGUAUUCUGCUUCGGCACGUUUUGGCGUUGUCUGGAAUUGACACUCGUGAUUUUGUAAUCGCACUGGUUACUUCUACAGAAGUUGUUCUGGGGACGCAUUUAGUCCUAUGUUUGUCGUUUAUUUCUCCCUCCCUGGGGGUGAAUAUUAUGGCCUUUUCACUACAUGAGAAGAGUUCACAAGUUAUUUCUCCUUGCUGUCUGCACAAUGUGUGUCACAGAGUUGUCAUCUUAUCUUUGUCCUUUGUCACACAGAUAGCUGGAGGUCAGGUGCUACAGAAGACCUUUGAAGAGUGGAUGAGAUACAGGGAGGAGUGUUACAUUAGACUGGCCAGCACUCCCCAGCCUGAAGGAGAAUACUGUAACCGUACGUUUGACAUGUAUGCUUGCUGGCCAGAUGGAACCCCAGGAACAAUCAUCAAUGUAUCCUGCCCCUAUUAUCUACCCUGGUUCCAGAAAGUGAGUCAUGGGUUGGUAUCACGGCGUUGUGGGCAUGAUGGUCAUUGGGUCACUGUAAAUGGGACUGAGCCCUGGAGGGACUCAUCACAGUGUGACGAUGAGAUGGAGGUGACACAAGAUGAGGUGGGGAUUCGGGACCUGUUGCUGAGUUUCAGGGCUCUGUACACUGUAGGAUACUCUGUGUCUCUGCUGACAUUGAUAUUAGCUCUGCUAAUUCUCACCAUGUGCAGGAAGUUGCGCUGCACCAGGAAUUACAUCCAUGCCAACCUGUUUGUCUCAUUUGCCCUGCGAGGUUUCUCGGUUAUCAUUAAGGAUGUUUUGCAGGCGAAGCGAUGGGACAUGCAUAUUAGUAAAGUCUCAGACUGGGAAACUUUAGUCAAUAAUGAGGCCACUAUAGGCUGCCGCAUAGCGCAGGUGGUGAUGCAAUACUGCAUCUUGGCCAAUCACUAUUGGUUUGUGGUGGAGGCGGCAUACCUGUACAAGCUGCUGAUUGGAGCUGUGUUUUCAGAGAAGAAUCACUACACUUUGUACCUAUAUCUUGGCUGGGGCACUCCGCUUCUGUUUGUGGUUCCAUGGCUGAUUGUUAAAUACCUGAAGGAGAACUCUGAGUGCUGGGCUCUUAAUGAAAACAUGGCUUAUUGGUGGAUAAUCCGGAUGCCUAUUCUGCUGGCCUCUCUGAUAAACCUUUUGAUUUUCAUGAGGAUUUUGAAGGUAAUACUCUCUAAGCUACGGGCCAACCAGAGAAGCUACGCAGACUACAAGCUACGGUUGGCAAAGGCCACUCUGACACUCAUCCCACUAUUUGGAAUCCAUGAGGUUGUGUUUAUUUUUGCCACAGAUGAACAAACAUCAGGAAUCCUGCGAUAUAUCAAGGUCUUCUGUAGCCUCUUUCUGAACUCCUUCCAGGGAUUCCUGGUAGCUGUUCUCUAUUGCUUCUCUAAUAAAGAGGUGAGUUUAUCAGCACUUCCUUAAAAGGACAUAAAAGUCAAAAUUAAAUAUACAUGAUUCAGAUAGAAGAUGCCAUUUUAAAAUUACAUAC